This is a messenger RNA of Salvelinus fontinalis (brook trout), 4492 nucleotides long. RefSeq lists its product as uncharacterized. The record is from RefSeq and is a predicted model, not a curated record. NCBI's taxonomy places the organism in Eukaryota, Metazoa, Chordata, Actinopteri, Salmoniformes, Salmonidae.
GAGAAGACCUCAAAGCCCCUGUGUCAGAUACCCUCGCAACCAGAGAUGCAAACUCGUCCACUGAAAGGGAAGCCUCCUCAGAUCAUGAUAGAAACAAAGCCGUCAGUGAGCAACAGAUUGCCUGCCAUGACAAAGCUUCCAGUCCUACCUGGGGUCGCCUUUAAAUUUCAUAGAGCCAGCCUGGGUAAAAAGUUGUAUCAGCCUACAUCUGAUUUCAACCUCAGUGACCCAAACUGUCACAUUAUGAGGCCGACGUACAACAGUUUGCAUGACCCAAACCUCAAUGAAUACUACCAUCGGAAGGAAAUGCAUGAGAAGUUAAAGAAGCGAAACUUCAUCACUAAAGAGGACAACGUUGUAUGCUCAUUAAAGGAGUAUAACACAUACAAACAUUACCUGGAUACGGUCAAGACUGACCAUCACAAAACGUACAGCAAAAAGUUGAAGGAACAGAUACUGAGAAUGGUUCAGUUGCAAGAGGAAGGCCAUAUACCUAAGGACGUUACCCUGGAAGAUAUGAUAGAGUACUUACUGAAUAAAGGAGCACAGAACCUGAAGCAUCUGCAGUCAACCAUUGGUUCCAGGGACAGGGGACAGAAAUAUGGCCUGCAAACUGCGUUGUAUGACCAAGAGAGAGAGUUUAAAGAGGAUUGGGUUUCUAAGGAGCGAUCCAGGCUGAAACUCAUUGAAAAGGAUGUGAGGCACGAUUUGAACAAGGCCAAGUAUAUGAAAGAGGCCAAAGAAAAGCUCAUCAGAAAGAAAAUGUGCAUUAUGGAACAAAAACAGGCUAUUCAGUUGAGGAUAAUGGAAGAGGAAUUGAAAAACCUCCAGGAGUUUGAGAGGUUGAGAGAGGCCUCUAUCAAACCAAAUAAGCUGCUGGAAGAAAUAUUUGAAAAACCAGCAUCUGCUCAGCCUGCUCUCAAACCUGCUCACUCCAAAACUGUAAAGAAAACAGUUUCUCUGUCAGGAAAAUCUAAGGAAAAGCCAGCCAUGCUACAGAGGAGACCAAGCCUUGCCCCACGCCAGAGGAGACCAUGCCUGGAUGGUCUGGCACCGCUGAAGGGUUUCCAAGAACCUGUUUUUAGGAUCUUCAAAGCCAUCAAGGGACAAAGCAUCCCAGACAGAGCUCAGCUGAAAUCUGUCAUCCUCGACCACUUAGGCUCCAAGCUUGUCAGGAAGCAGCUGGCGGAGUCAAUCAGGGAUGAGGUCAAACUGACGAUUCCAGGGUCUACACCAGCGGCACAAAGGGCUCUGAGUGCCAGAAUCGCUUACGAUGUGUUGAAGUGCGUCUCUCGAGCGGCCAAUCCUAGCAAUGAACCUGCCUGCAGACUCCGUGGGGGCAACACAAUCAAACCCAAUGCUCAAGCAGAUGAUCCAGAACCAGAGGAGCGGAUGGCCAACGGAGAAGACAUAAACACCUAUGUGACAACGUUGAUCACUGACGUUCUGGAGGAAGUCCAGGAGCAGGUUAUCGUAAUGAUCCGAGAAGACUCCCCUACCCAAUUCAGAGUUGUCUCUGCAAAGGCCAGCCAAACAGCCAUUGAUGUGGUAAGCAAUGUUUUGGAAGAAAUUAGACACUUAUUAAAUGAGGAAAACAUUGAAGAGCUUGCACUAGACUGUGAUGCUGAAGAAGGCACCUCAGAUAUAACAAACAUUCAGCCACCUGCAUUGACUGCAUUAAAAAAGGCAGACCCCGAGAACCGCCGAGAUUCCUGUUCAAAACUAGAAGGUGUCGCCUGUGACCUUAUUAGCACUGCAUAUGACAGCAUCCUAUUCGAGCUGGCUUUUCCUGAGCUUCAGGGUGAAAGAGAUGAAAAAGCUCCUUCCCUGACUCUGGAAAUACUUCCCUCGGAGCCAGUGAUCUCAUCUUUAUCCAACUCUCCCAGUUAUGGAAUGGUGUUUUCAUCUGACACUUCAGAGGUUGCAGAAAACAACAGUAAGACAAGCAGCUCAGAGGCCUCCGCAGCUGCAUCAACCUCGUCCCAGGAGACGGAUACCACAACCACUGUAGAAUGCAAAGAAGAAAGAGUAGAGAAUGGUAACACCAGUGAAACAGACAACGUCCUUUCUGUCCCCUCAGUCAAUACUGAAGAAGUUGUUUCAAAGCCUAAUCUCUUGCACAAGGUGAAGAAAGAAAAUGCAGCCACCAGAAGCGCUUCUCUUCCCAACCUGUAUGGACUUGUUGUGGAUGCAGUUAUGGACCACUUCAGCACAGAACCCUUCAAAGACAAUCUGGCCCAAUCAGUGAAGAAUGAGGUGAGACGCACCCUUUCUAUGCCUGAAUGUGGAUUGUUGAACCUUCAAAUUGAUAAUUACUUUGAGAGGAAAAUGCUAGAGGAUAUGCUGAAGGAAGUAUCCCGACAGUGCGGAGGAACAAGCUCUAGCACCGUGGCUGAAGAGGCUACAGAUGAAGAAGAGAUCUACAGACUAGAAUCUGCUGCAGCACAACUGAUACAGAAAGUUUUCCAGGAGGUCAAGACAAAUUUUCUUGUCAAGAUCAAGAAGGGUUCUCCCAAGAGAUGUCUAUCCCCAGAAGUAAGCCGAACAGCCAUCAAUGCUGUGAGCAGUCUUCUGGGUGACAUGGAGACAACUGUGAUGGCCAGUGUUCCAUGUUCUUGUACUACUUCCAGAGCAGAUAUGGAAGGAAUGCUCUCUGAGGCAACAGGCGAGCACCCAGCGAAAUCAAUGGCCUCUGCAAAAGUUGAGUUGAUCGCUGAUGAUUUAGUGGAAGAUGCCAUCGAUAUGUGCAGUGAAAUGAUUUUAGACGACCAGCCACUAGCCCUACUACAUGACGAUUCUGAAGAAGGUACAUCAAAUGUUGUUGUUCCUGGACCAAUUCAGAGCAGCCUGUCUGGAGUUGAUGAACGCCACACAAAAUCACAGGUCCUUGCAGUAAAGAUUGAAGACCAUGAGGUAAAGCCAAUUUUGAUCCAAGACACAGCGCUCAUAUCUCCAGGUGAGAAGAAUACGGAUGAAAAAAGAGUCAUUAGAGUAAGUUAUGUCUUUAACUCAUCCCCUAGAAGGAAAGCUCACCGGGCCACCAGAAGCACUUCUUUCCCUAACCUCUAUGUCACCCUUGUGGAUGGAGUUCUGGACCAAAUUAGCACAGAACCUUUCAAAGAAACCCUGGCCCAAUCUGUGAGGAAUGAGGUAAGACAUUCUGUCUCUUUGCUUCAAUUUGGAUCGGUGAACCUCAAAAGCGAGGACUGCUCAGAGAAAGAAAUUAUUGAGGAUAUGUUGAAAAGUGUAUCCAGAAAACGCAGUAAAGACCAGGCCUGUCAGCUGACCGGGAAAGCCAGUGAGAUCAUGAAUGCCAACGUAGAUGCCAUUUCACUUACCCCCAAACUACAGUCUACUGCCAAAGACCAAAUCAUCAAAGUUCUGGAGCAGGUCAACACUAAAAUAAUCAAUAUGAUUAGACAAGAUUCUCCCAACAGGACGAUUUCCCCCAAGGCAAGCCAGACUGCCAUCAAUGCUGUCAGCAACAUUUUGGGUGCUAUGGGAACCUCUCUCAAGGCAAGCAACACACCAUUUGUUUCUAAUGUGGCUGGACUCCAGCUUGACCGAGAUGAUGUAGGACAUUGUUGAGGCAAAGCAGAGAGAGUUGGCCGCACAUCUGGCUGUGCUGUCGUCUGACAAUGAGAUGCUCAGCACUUUGGCUCAGAGUGGGACACCCCGCGCCGAUUCAUGAACUGCCUCCAACACCUCUCCUCACAGCGAGAGUGAUAACUGACUUGGACAUACAUGGUAGAAGCAUUUGCUUACAUUAUUUUGAAUCACAUUGAGCUAUUAAAGAAUGCAUUUAUUUUCUAAAAAAGACAAAAGCAUUUAUUUACAAUGUGUAGUUUUUCUUAAUGUAAGUGUUAAGUUAGGAAUAUUAAAUAGAAAAUUAGGAGAGAGUAAUUAUACACUGCUCCAAAAAAGGUUAAUGUCACUGGUUCAUGUCACUGGGCCGGCUCUCAGCUGUGCUUUCCUUUGUAGUCCGUAAUGGUUUGCAAGCCCUGCCACAUCCAACGAGCAUCAGAGCCGGUGUAGUACGAUUCAAUCUUAGUCCUGUAUUGAUGCUUUGCCUGUUGGACGGUUUGUCGGAGGGCAUAGCGGGAUUUCUUAUAAACGUCCGGGUCAGAGUCCCGCUCCUUGAAAAUGGCAGCUCUAACUUUUAGUUCAGUGCAGAUGCUUUCUGUAAUCCAUGGCUUCUGGUUGGGGUAUGUACGUACUGUCACGCCCUGACCGUAGAGAGCUUUUUAUGUCUCUAUUUUGGUUUGGUCAGGGUGUGAUUUGGUUGGGCAUUCUAUGUUCAUUUUCAAUGUUUUGUAUUUCUUUGUGUUUGGCCAGGUGUGGUUCUCAAUCAGAGGCAGCUGUCUAUUGUUGUCUCUGAUUAAGAAUCAUACUUAGGCAGCUUUUUCCCACCUGUGUUUUGUGGGUAGUUGUUUUCUGUUUAGUGUUUUGCACCUGACAGGACUGUUUCGGUUUCUCUUAUUGACUUUGUUGU